Messenger RNA from Rhododendron vialii, 919 nucleotides. RefSeq lists its product as uncharacterized. Bases 328 to 630 code for a protein of 100 amino acids. Lineage: Eukaryota; Viridiplantae; Streptophyta; Magnoliopsida; Ericales; Ericaceae. The record is from RefSeq and is a predicted model, not a curated record. The transcript has a single exon.
CAUUUAAUACAAGAACCCAUAAACCCCUCUGUCACUUAGAUUGCCCAUCAAGAAACCUCAAUUAAUUUCUGGAAACGUUUUUGCGAAUCCUUCACACAACUAUAAAUACUGGAGCAAUUCGCCCUGUUCCUUAAUAUUGAUUCAUUGAACUCCCCAACCCGAAAAACCCUGAAAAUCCAGACCAAACCAAUCCACCACGAACCGAUUUCGGUCCCCCGAAGAAUAAUUCGGACGGAAUUGGUGUGCAUCAGUUCUAGAUCCAAAAUCCCCGACCGACCCGAACCGAUUUCACCCCUGCUCUUCCUCAGCUACUUGUUGAAAGAAGAGAUGGGUUUGACUUGGUUUCUUAAUUCUGCACACACUUUGGUUUCUGGGCACUCAACUCAUGAUGUCAGAAAUCAGACACAAGAAGCUGCUCUGAGCUUCGAAAUCACAACAAAGGGUGUGGUGCCUGAAGGGUUCCAAAUGCCUCUUCACUAUCCCAGGUACAAAAGGGAAGAUUAUGAGAAGAUGGAGGAGUUGAAGAUUGACUUGCUUCUCAGAGAAUAUGGGAUUGGUUUCAAAGGUAGCCUUGAAGAAAAAAGGAAUUUUGCCAUUGGAGCAUUCUUGUGGCCUGAUCAACUUUCAUAAGCUCGUUUUCAACCUCCAAUUCCAUUAAUGUCGCGCAUUAAGUGAGCUUUUUGGUUCGGAUUGGUCUCGUAGUUUUAUCGUACUCAAAAUAAACCUCGAUCAUGUAGUGUCGUUUUUUAUGCACUUUGUUGUACGUACUUGGUUUUCGUGUCUGUUAUUUUGCUUUUGUGUACCUUUUAUCCAUCCAAAAACUCAGAAAUGUGCUGCCAUGAGGCCUUGAUCCCAGGGAAUUUUGCCCUGAAUCUUUGAUAGUAUUAAAACAACAGGGCACUUAUAAGUUUGAUUGACC